UACUAAUAAAGACAGAUGCUUCGGCUUGCGUAUGGUCUCCGCCGCCGCUUCUUCUUUGUCGUCCCGCUUUGGAAUCCGGUGUCGGUGUUGACGGCGAACCCUUCCUCCCGCUCUUCCUCUCCUCUGCGCCUCCUCGUCGCCGCUGUUGCUUCUCUCUGUGCCGUCUCCAGUCGCCUUCCCUCCUCCUCUUCUUCUCUCUUCGUUGGUCGCUGGCCCCAAACCCAUCACUUCCUCGGACGAAUGGAGAGGCUUUGGACUAGUGGAUCACUUGGUAGAAACAAAGAACUUGUAGAACGUUUGCAGCUGUAUGGAAUAAUCAAGUCAAAGAAAGUGGCAGAAGUAAUGGAGGCAAUUGACAGGGGGUUAUUUGUACCUCCUGGCAGCGCACCUUAUGUUGAUACCCCUAUUCUGAUAGGUUAUAAUGCAACUAUUUCUGCACCUCAUAUGCAUGCAGCUUGUCUAGAGCUACUGAGGGAGCAUCUGCAGCCAGGAAUGAGAGCUUUGGAUGUUGGUUCAGGGACUGGCUACUUAACAGCAUGCUUUGCAAUGAUGCUUGGACCAGAAGGUCGUGCUCUAGGGGUUGAACACAUUGCUGAGCUAGUUGAUUUCUCAAUCAACAACAUUAAGAAUAGCGCAGCAUCAUCAUUUCUGAAAGAAGGCUCACUGUCUAUGCAUAUUGCUGAUGGAAGAGAGGGAUGGCCAGAUCUGGCACCCUAUGAUGCCAUUCAUGUUGGUGCUGCUGCACCUGAGAUUCCUCAGCCACUGAUUGACCAGUUGAAGCCAGGUGGCCGACUGGUGAUCCCAGUAGGAACGGUUUUCCAGGAUUUGCAGGUGAUCGACAAGAAGAUGGAUGGCUCAGUGAGCAUUCGAAGCGAGACAUCAGUACGCUAUGUUCCGCUGACUAGUAAAGCAGCUCAGUUGCAUAGCAACUAAUGAAGUUAUGAUUUUGAUGAAAGUAUCCUGAUGACGAGCUAACCAUGUAGCUCAGAAGCAUUUGUGAGACUUGGUCAAAAUCAAAAGGAAUAUACGGCAAGACAAGCUGAAUAAAUUUGUGUAUGGGCAUUCUUCAGAUUGUGCUUCUCCGAUUAGAUAUCUGUUGUGUUUUUUCUCCAUAAAUAGAAAUGGCUUCUUGUUUAUAUACUGGAUGCCUAUAAUUACUCUUAUAAAGUGGCAUUUGGUGUA
Molecule: messenger RNA, 1182 nt
Organism: Musa acuminata AAA Group (dessert banana)
Lineage: Eukaryota; Viridiplantae; Streptophyta; Magnoliopsida; Zingiberales; Musaceae
Product: protein-L-isoaspartate O-methyltransferase-like
Exons: 4
Coding region: 16-933 (305 amino acids)
Biological process (GO): protein modification process
Cellular component (GO): cytoplasm
Molecular function (GO): protein-L-isoaspartate (D-aspartate) O-methyltransferase activity
Source: RefSeq, a predicted model, not a curated record